UUGUAGGUAUUACAGCAGGAGAAUCACAAAAUCCUCACAAGACGGUACCCUCUGCAGUGAAACAAGUGUUCUUUCGAAUUGUACUGUUUUAUAUCUUGUCCAUGUUGAUCAUUGGUCUCGUUAUUCCAUAUACGGAUCCUGAUCUUUUAAAAGGAUCUGGUAAUGUAGCUGUAUCACCGUUUACGUUAGUAUUUCGAAAAGCAGGUGCUGCAUGGGCUGCCGAUCUGAUGAAUGCUAUUAUUUUGAUCACCAUGAUAUCUGCAGGCAAUUCAGGUGUGUAUUCAUCCAGUCGAACCCUUUUAGCGCUUGCUCAAGAUGGAUCUGCACCACGCUUUUUUACGCGUGUGAAUCGAUGGGGUAUUCCUAUUUACUCUGUACUUGCUACCUGUGGUAUUGGAUGUUUGGCUUUCUUGACCAGUUUAUUUAGUUCUGGUGUGGUCUUUAACUGGUUAACAGCACUUCCUUCAGUGGCAGGAUUGAUUGUAUGGGUGACGAUCUCGAUUACGCAUAUUCGAUUCCGCAUGGGAUUGAAAGCACAAGGAAAAUUAGUGUCUUCAUUACCGUAUGCAGCACCUUUUUUCCCCUUUGGAGAUAUCUUUGUGAUUAUUGUUGGAUGUAUAGUGAUUGCUGGUCAAGGAUAUCAGACGUUUCUUCCACCGAUUGAUCCCAAAAACUGUGUUUCCUCUUAUUUGUCCGUCAUGUUUUGUAUUGUGCUUUAUUUUGGUCAUAAAUUGAUCAAGCGACCUGCCUUUGUAAAGACACUGGAGAUGGAUUUCGAAACAGGGACACUUCAAGAUGACGUUUUAUCAGUCAAGGAAGAAGAUAUUGAAGAAGAAGCGCUUCCCAAAUGGAGACGGGCAUGGAAUAAAGUGAUUGAUAUCAUUGCGUGA
Molecule: messenger RNA, 890 nt
Organism: Mucor mucedo
Lineage: Eukaryota; Fungi; Mucoromycota; Mucoromycetes; Mucorales; Mucoraceae
Product: amino acid permease/ SLC12A domain-containing protein
Exons: 1
Biological process (GO): amino acid transmembrane transport
Cellular component (GO): membrane
Molecular function (GO): amino acid transmembrane transporter activity
Source: RefSeq, a predicted model, not a curated record